Molecule: messenger RNA, 2399 nt
Organism: Thermothelomyces thermophilus ATCC 42464
Lineage: Eukaryota; Fungi; Ascomycota; Sordariomycetes; Sordariales; Chaetomiaceae
Exons: 4
Coding region: 195-2174 (659 amino acids)
Molecular function (GO): oxidoreductase activity, acting on the CH-CH group of donors
Source: RefSeq, a predicted model, not a curated record
UAGUGUAACGUUCCGCCCUGGAUUGGGCGAGAUGGUCGAGCCGAGGCUCUUCCAAGAACGAAGGCCGAGGGUCUGUAAUACCGACACAGGUCGAGGGUAUUCUUUCUUUUAGUUCGAAGCAAAUUUCACUCGGAUAUCAGUGGUAUGCAACUUCUCAACGUUUGUUUCGUCUAUUGAGUGACCGCACCGUCGAAAUGCAGCCAUCAAGUUCCAACACGGGCUUCUUCCAGCAGCUGCCCGUGAUCCGAAACCAGUUCGAGGACGAUGUGAGCCUCCAGCGUAUCACCAAGCUGUUUCUUCCCCCCUCGGUCCUCGACCAGACCGCUCCAGAGAUAUCCCAGCUUGCCGACGACGUCCUGUCAAAGCAGGUCUUUGACUGGAUCAGUGACGCCGAGCACAACCAGCCGUAUCUGCGUGGCAGCGGCCGGGACGCCUUCGGGAAGCCCACCAACGAGCUGGUAGUGACAGAGGGUUGGCGGAAGCUGCAGGAGUUCGGCUUCAAGAAGGGCGUCAUCGCAGUCAACUACGACUCCGACUACGGCCCAUACAACCGACUGGUGCAGUUCAUCCGCUGCCACCUCUGGGAAGGCUCGUGUGCCAACACGCUCUGCCCGGCUGCCAUGCAGGACGGGGCCGCCCGGCUCCUCCAGCGCCAUCUCUCCAGAAAGACGGGCCUCUCCCCGACGGAGCGCCAGGUCUUCCAGAAUGCUUACGACCAUCUCAUCUCCCGGGACCCGGCCAAGGCAUGGACCAGCGGCCAGUGGAUGACGGAGCGCACCGGCGGCAGCGAUGUCUCGCAGACCGAGACCGUCGCCACCUACGACCCCUAUCCGGACUCGUCACCCGCUCCCCUCGCCGACGCUGACGAGAAGACGCCCCUCGGCCCCUGGUCCGUCUCGGGCUUCAAGUGGUUCUCGUCAGCGACCGACUCGCAAAUGACCAUCCUCCUCGCAAAGACGGACCCGUCCAAGGGCGUGAGCGUCUUCCUGGCCCCGAUGCGCCGCCACAACCCCACCCUCGUCUCCCCGACCGGGGUCUCGGGCGGCAGCGAGCUGAACGGCAUCACGAUCCAGCGCCUCAAGCACAAGUUCGGCACCCAGUCCCUCCCGACCGCCGAGCUCGAGCUCAAGAACAUGCGUGCCUGGCUCAUCGGCGAGGAGGGCAAGGGCAUCUACGAGAUCAGCACCAUCCUGACCAUCACCCGCGUGCACACCACCGUCUCUUCGGUCGGUUACCUCGGCCGCGCUCUCGCCAUCGCAAAGGGCUUUGCCGCCGUCCGCGAGGUCGGCGUCGGGCGCGGCCGCCGCGUGCCGCUCUCCACCCACCCCUUGCACAUGCGCACCCUCGCCAACAUGACGGUCGACUACCACGGCCUGAUGCUGCUCACCUAUUACACCGUCUUCCUCCUCGGCCUGUCCGAGAAGCCGGCUCCCACAGCCACCACCGGCACCACCAAGCACGAGCCGGCCCCGCACCCGCUGACGCCCCCGGCCCGCCUGGUCGGGCCCCUCCUCCGCGCCCUCUCCUCCCUCCACAAGUCCUACGUCGCGCACACCGCCGUGCCGCUCAUCUACACCGCCAUGCAAUCCCUCGGCGGCGUCGGCUACCUCGUGAACGAAGAGUCCGAGCACAUCAACAUCGCCCGCCUCUUCCGGGACGCCUGCGUCUCCGCCAUCUGGGAGGGCACGACCGACGUGCUGGCGGGCGACACGGUCCGCGCGGCGAAGCACCCCCGCGACGGGCGAGACGUGCUCGAGGGCCUGGCGUGGGUGGUCGAGACCGGGCUGGAGUCCGUCCGCCGCCGCCGCGGCGGCGACGGCAACGGCAACGGCAACAGCGGCAGCAGCAGAGGACGGGCGGUGGCGGGCGUCAAGAGGGCCUGGGACGAGGUGAUGAAGGGGCGGAUCGAGCGCGAGUCCCAGGCGGCGCUGCUGCCCGACGCGAGGGCGGUGGUGUUCCGGGUCGCCGAGGUGCUGGUCGCGGUGCUGUACUUGGUCGACGCGGCGGCGCGCCCCGGGCCCGAGAUCGAGGCGAUGUGCGGGCGGUACCUGGCCGACAAGGGGUUCGUGCAGGACGGGGAGCGGGCGGGCGGGAAGGACCUGGCGUUGGACCAGGCGAUUGUGUACGGCGCUGGGAAGGUACCCAGCAAUGGAGCCGCGGGUGUGAAACUGUGAUAGGUUUCCCCGGACGGUCUAAUCAACGAGAAAGAGGUGACUUGUUUUUUUGUUCAUCCCGUUGCCGGCUAGAAAUUGAUGCCGCGACAGCUUAUUAAGUAGCUUAUAAUUCUAUAUAGUUCUCAGAUCCAAGACGAAUCAAGCGGCCAUUGCAGAUUCUAACACGCUCUAUCUCCCGAAACGCUUGCUUCUUCUUCUUCUUCUUCUUCUUCUUCUUCUUCUUCU